CUAUCCUUACACCUUUGGCCGGUCGUUUACCCUAAACUUAUCAAAAUUUAGUAUCGAAUUGAUCGGCUUAUCUAGGAACAAGAAGGCUGUCAACAGCGGAUUACGAGCUUGACCACGGAAUUAAGUGUACUCACGAAGUUCCUUUUCACACAGCAAGACAGCAUGAGUUUCGGUUUCUCUCCAGGCGAUAUUGUCCUUUUCCUUGAAUUCGCUACAAAGGUUGUCAAGGCCUUGAAAGAGGCAGGUGGUCAAGAUCAGAAUAUCUUAUUGCUCAACAACAAUGUCAAGGCUUUCUCAAGACAAUGGACGACGUCCAACACCUUGAUCUUUCAGAUGUGUCGGAGUCAUUUCGAAGCCAAAUAAAGGAGUACUCGACACACUCAUGGGAAUUUGUGAAUUAUUUCAAAAGGGCCAUUGACAAGUACGAGAAAUCGAUGGGAAAAUCCUCUCAGCGCAGAUUCCUAACAAGUGCUCCAAGGAAGGUCCAAUGGGCUUUUAACGCGGCUGAUGAUCUCGAAAAAUUCAGACAGAGCCUUUCUGCCCAGCUUAAUCUCGUCCACAUCACAAUAUCAAAAUCCAUUUUGUCAAUCGUAGCUAGGUCCAAUCAAUCGCAACAACUUCUACCAGGACCAGCGCGCAGCAACGCGUUCAGCAGAGAAAUUUAUCCUGCUAGUCAUAAACAAGGCUAUCUUGAUUGGAAUUACAUUCAGAUCGACAGCGUUGAUAUGCUUGAUCGAGUUGAUGAUAUUACUGAUCUUGUGUAUAAGAGCCUUCUCGCAAGGUCAGGUUUGUCGCUGACCAACCAUGGAAGAGUUCACACUCUACCUGACGAUGCUAGUAUGAGCGUGUCAUAUCCACAGCUUGAAACUCUUUCAGAUGGUCGUACUCCACCCUUCACCGACCACUCAAAUGAAUUUCCCAUUUUAAAUCAACAGGAUAUUGAAUUAACAAAUAAGCGAACAUAUUCGGGGCACCAGGACACUUUAGUAAGCGAAAUAAACGAGUACCUGCGUUCAUUAAGCUUGGAAGAACUCUCCGAGCAGGAGGCAGAACAUGUCAAUCAAAUCGAAAAAAGUUCAGAGAUUUCUACUCAAUGGACCUGGAGAAUACACUUCCGAACCGCUCCCACAACAAACCAAAAAUAA
Molecule: messenger RNA, 1145 nt
Organism: Talaromyces proteolyticus
Lineage: Eukaryota; Fungi; Ascomycota; Eurotiomycetes; Eurotiales; Trichocomaceae
Exons: 1
Coding region: 303-1145 (280 amino acids)
Source: RefSeq, a predicted model, not a curated record